AUGGCGUCAAUUAAACUUUAUACCAAUCGAAACUGCCCAUGGGCACACCGUGCUCAUAUUGCGCUGGCGGAGCUGGGUCUACCAUUCGAAGAAGUGAUCAUUGACUACAGCAAGCCGAGGACGCCUGAGUAUCUCAAGAUCAAUCCUCGUGGAAUGGUUCCCACUAUGACAUAUGGCGACCACAUCGUUUUCGAGUCGGCUAUCAUCGCGCAGUUUCUCGCCGACUCAGUCGCAUCGACACACUUAAUUCCGCGCACUGGGGAAGUGCCAGGAGCCCUAAUGCGCCAGAGAAUCGCUUACUUUGUCGAAACGUACUUUUCAAAGGCCAACGUCUACUACUACCGGGCCAUUGAAGCCAAAACAGAUGAAGAUGCCGAGGAGCUCGGCAAGCGCUAUGUUGAUGCCGUUGUCAAAGAGGUCGAGCCACUCCUGCAAGACGCGGAUCCGUUCUUUGGUGGCAGCGACAAGCUGACCAUGGCCGAGGUUCUGACCGCUUCUUUUAUCCUCCGUAUUUUCACGCUGCCUGACACCGAAAAUGCACCACUGCCAAAAACCAUGGUAGCUGGCCUGGACGAAAAGGCGCCAAAAUUCUAUGCGUGGGCUCAGGUCACCAUGAAGCAUCCGUCUGUAAAUGGUAUCUAUAACAGAGAUGGUUGUGCGGCCGAGAUGCGUGAUCGACGAGCCAAGGCUCGUGCUUUGGCAUGA
Molecule: messenger RNA, 705 nt
Organism: Talaromyces proteolyticus
Lineage: Eukaryota; Fungi; Ascomycota; Eurotiomycetes; Eurotiales; Trichocomaceae
Product: thioredoxin-like protein
Exons: 3
Coding region: 1-705 (234 amino acids)
Cellular component (GO): cytoplasm
Source: RefSeq, a predicted model, not a curated record